AUGGGCAUUCACAACAUGGGCAUGUGUCAGUUCGCGGUCUCCGAAGUUCAAAACUAUUAUCUGCCACGUUAUUCAAGUCAGAGGACAUCCAGAUCAACGAACCUUAGCGUCUCAUCUUCACACUCGGUCUCGUCCGGCGACUCUCUUGAUCAACAUGUUGGUGAUAAAAGAAAGUUCCACCAUCCUCGAAAUGUCUACAACUCUUCAGUAUACAAAACGCAGUUUUGCAGAGCUUACAAGGAGAGCGGAUUUUGUCAAUAUGGCAAAAGUUGCAGAUUUGCGCAUGGAGAUAAGGAAUUGCGAAUUCAGGAGGUAAGUCAACAUCUUUUUGAUUUUUUUAAAUGAUUUUAGGUAUCUUAAUAAGCUGUUUAUGGAUUAUCAGAAGUUAAACAAAGUUUUCUUGCUGUAGAAAAGGGUAUUUAAUGAUUUAGAGCGCAGUGAGGGCCGAAAAUUUGAGUUUCGGAUAUUGAUGUAGGAUGAGAUUAUUGUAAACGGCGUUAUUAUGCUUUUCGCAAGUUAGAGACUGAGUAUACUUCACUUUAUGUUGGCAAUCACCAUAUUCUUGCUACAGAGAAAGAAUUUUUGGUAUUUAGAACACUGGGAGCUUAAAAAUCAGUGUUUUAUAUUGUUUUAGGUGUCCAAUGUCUUUUUGUCGUAUUUUUUGAGUUUUUUUAAUCCUUUUAUUCAAUUUAUAAUUUUAUAGAAGGAGAAAGUAUGUAUUUUGCUUAGAAAUUAAGUUUGAUGUGUAUAAACUUCGGUAUUCUAAGUUAAUAAAUCAUUUUAGAUUCAGCUGCACCCCAAGUACAAGACCGAGCACUGUCGCAACUUCCAAAUGAAAGGACAUUGCCAUUAUGGUGUGAAUUGCCAAUUCAUUCACGAGGAGUCGAGGGAAGAGAUUGAAGUGAGCCGUUUUCACCUGGUUUCGAAAGUCAGUUACAACCGGGAUCAGGAUGUGGACAGCAUGGUGGAAUUGACCACACAGGUUUUGCAGAUCUGCAACAUGGCGUAAGUUUGAUCUUAUAAGCUGCAAAAUAUAUUGAAGGUUAUUUUGUCAAAGGUUGGCAUGAUUUUGUCCUGAAUUUCUGGUUUUUUAGAGACAAAGUAUAUUACUAUUGAUAUUAUGUUAGAUUUUAAAUGUUUUUCGAUAAUAAUCUUUUAAAAUUAUACGUUUUAGGCUUAACACAUUUGACAUCGAUCUACGCCAAGACCCAUUUGCCGGUAUAUAUUGGAAUAAGAACGUUCCACGCGAGUUUUAG
Bursaphelenchus okinawaensis is the source of this 1256-nucleotide messenger RNA. The record is from the annotation of a GenBank genome assembly. Lineage: Eukaryota; Metazoa; Nematoda; Chromadorea; Rhabditida; Aphelenchoididae.